UAAACAUGCAACCGGCAGUGUGUUGGUGGCGCUAUGUUAGGCGCGCAUCCUCUGCUCUUCCAUCUGUCCCAUUCCCAGCAACCGCACGCCGUUCGCACAAGCUAAGCUUUCUUCCUAACUCAACGUCAACACGUUGUCAUUCUUCGCUUUUUGCGGCAACGGACGUGCAGCGUUUUUACGGCACUCAUCUUUCCAGUGGUUCCAGCAACAUCAAUAUUCUGCGUCCAGUUUCGGGCUCGUGUUACAAGCAUUCGGUUAGAGAGUUUGCCAACAGUGCACCAACGAUGACGGCUAGCAAAUAUCAGAUUGCGGAACGUGGCGCUCCCAACUCCACGGACUACCGGGUUUACUUCAAGAACGAAAACGGACAGUCCAUUUCACCUUUGCAUGACAUUCCGCUGUACGCGAACGAUGAGCAAACCGUCUACAACAUGGUGGUGGAGGUGCCUCGCUGGACAAAUGCGAAGAUGGAAAUUAGCUUGGCCGAGGGUUUGAACCCGAUCAAGCAGGAUGUGAAGAAGGGUAAACUGCGCUUCGUCGCCAACUGCUUUCCGCAUCAUGGCUACAUCUGGAACUACGGUGCAUUCCCGCAAACCUGGGAAAACCCCGACCAUCUCGACUCAGAUACCGGUUGCAAGGGCGACAAUGAUCCGAUCGAUGUGCUCGAAAUUGGGUCACGCAUUGCCAAGCGUGGCGAGGUAAUGCAGGUGAAAAUUCUCGGCACUAUUGCACUAAUCGACGAAGGCGAAACGGACUGGAAGAUCAUCACGAUUAACGUGAACGAUCCAGUCGCAGAUCAGCUGAACGAUAUCGCUGAUGUCGAGACGGUAUUCCCCGGUUUGCUACGUGCGUCGGUCGAAUGGUUCAAGAUCUACAAGAUCCCGGACGGCAAGCCGGAAAAUCAGUUCGCGUUCAACGGGGAAGCGAAGGAUGCUGCAUUCGCGACGAAAACGGUCUCUGAUACGCACCGGUUUUGGCAGCAGUUGUUAAAUAAGGAGGUGGAUAAUAAUGGAAUUUCUUGCCUGAACACCACCGUAGAUGGAUCACCAUAUCUGGUAGCUAAUGAUGCGGCAGAUGAAGUGUUUGCCAAGAGUGCAACCGGUGGUAAUCCCGAACCCGUUAGUGAAGCGCUUGGCAAAUGGCACUACAUAUCGUUGCAGUAAGCAAAACAAAACGGAAUGUAUCAAUAAUUGAUCGUUCCCAGUGACACAUUCAACUGCAUACAAAAGGGCACGACUGCAAACUUCAUUCGCAAACAGUGUAUGAGCUAAGGAUAAUAUUGUCAAAUCAUCACCCGAUACAGUCUGAUCGUCCAAAUCGGGAGGGUGAAAUAUUUAUUUAAUGAAACCAGCACAUUGUGUAAUGCAUGUAUGUUCGCAAAAACCAAGAAACACUUGGAGUAACGAUAGUGAGAAAUGUGUUAAUGCCAUUUAAUAAAAAACGUAUUUAACCGAAGGUUCAGCUCAAUA
Messenger RNA from Anopheles funestus (African malaria mosquito), 1469 nucleotides. RefSeq names its product inorganic pyrophosphatase (gene Nurf-38). Gene Ontology annotation, biological process: phosphate-containing compound metabolic process. The record is from RefSeq and is a predicted model, not a curated record. The coding region runs from base 6 to 1163 and encodes 385 amino acids. The transcript has 4 exons. Gene Ontology annotation, cellular component: cytoplasm. Gene Ontology annotation, molecular function: magnesium ion binding; inorganic diphosphate phosphatase activity. NCBI's taxonomy places the organism in Eukaryota, Metazoa, Arthropoda, Insecta, Diptera, Culicidae.